AAUUUAAGCGAAAAUUCAAGAAGGACCUUACUACAAGUGCUCGAGCUUUACGUCGUCUACGAACUGCUUGUGAACGUGCAAAGCGUACUUUAUCUGCAUCAACUCAAACUUCAAUCGAAAUUGAUUCACUUUUCGAAGGUAUCGACUUUUGCACUUCCUUAACUCGUGCUCGAUUUGAGGAACUAAAUCAAGAUUUGUUCCGAUCUACCAUGGAGCCGGUUGAAAAAGUUCUCCGAGAUGCUAAAACUGAUAAAGCACAAAUUCAUGAAAUUGUUUUAGUUGGUGGUUCUACUCGAAUUCCUAAAAUACAAAAAAUGGUGUCAGACUUCUUUAAUGGCAAGGAGCCCAACAAAUCCAUUAACCCUGAUGAAGCCGUCGCUUACGGUGCUGCUGUACAAGCUGCAAUACUUUCUGGUGAUACAUCAGAAAAAACUCAAGACUUGCUAUUACUUGACGUUGCACCACUUUCUCUCGGUAUUGAAACUGCAGGAGGU
Dentiscutata erythropus is the source of this 494-nucleotide messenger RNA. The record is from the annotation of a GenBank genome assembly. Lineage: Eukaryota; Fungi; Glomeromycota; Glomeromycetes; Diversisporales; Gigasporaceae.